Messenger RNA from Pistacia vera, 1254 nucleotides. Its product is annotated as nucleolar MIF4G domain-containing protein 1-like. Gene Ontology annotation, biological process: ribosomal small subunit biogenesis. Bases 295 to 1113 code for a protein of 272 amino acids. The record is from RefSeq and is a predicted model, not a curated record. Lineage: Eukaryota; Viridiplantae; Streptophyta; Magnoliopsida; Sapindales; Anacardiaceae. Gene Ontology annotation, cellular component: nucleolus. Gene Ontology annotation, molecular function: RNA binding. The transcript has 3 exons.
AUGUCUUUGGGUCUAAUAUAUAGAGUAUGAUUUUGAUAGCGUCAGGAUGUUUUUGAAAUAUUAACAUUUUGAAGGUGCUCCUUUCGGUUUCCCACAAAAAUUCCUAGAUCUACCGGUAGUUUCAAGUUAUUAUAGUCUAAUCUUUGGGGUAGGAAGGUGAUGCUUGUCAUUGUUUGACAAAAUAUUGAGAAACUGAAGUUUUAACUAGCUGCUAUUUAAAGUUCUUAAAUAAUAUUUCUCAUUUAGUUUAUUUGCUUUAGGUUUUGUCUUGCUUUUGUAGUUCUAUAUUGAAAUAUGCCUGGAUAUUUGCAGUUAAGAGUUGAGGGCAUUCUAAUAAGGGGACUAACGUGGAGCAAGCUUCUUGAUCCUGACAAAAAGGGUCAGUGGUGGUUGUCCAGGGAUAUGGCAGCCCAAACAGAAAAUGUGGUAGAGGUUGCUAGAAAUAUUGAUAAAGAGGUUCUUGAAGCCCAGAAUAUGCUACAGCUUGCUUCUGCUAUGGGAAUGAAUACUGAAAAUAGAAAGGCAAUCUUUUGUAUUAUAAUGACUGCAGAGGAUUACAUUGAUACAAUUGAAAAGCUUUUAAGGCUGGAUUUGCCUGCAAAGCAGGACCGAGAGAUUAUACGGGUUCUUAUGGUAUGUUGUUUGCAUGAGAAACAUUUCAAUAAAUAUUACACGGUACUGGCAUCCAAGUUGUGUGAGCAUGACAAAAACCACAAGUUUACUUUGCAGUAUUGCAUUUGGGACUACUUCAAUGAGCUGGAGUCAAUACCGCUUAUAAAAUCAAUGCACCUAGCCAAAUUUGUGGCGGAGAUGAUCGCAUGUUUUAAUCUCUCCCUUGGAGUUUUGAAACCCAUCGACUUCAGCAACCCCAUCGUGCUAACCAACAAAAGAAUUGUGCAUUUUAGGAUGCUAUUUGAGUACAUAUUUGAGUGUCCUGAUAAUCUCUUAUCGAAAAUUUUCGAUCGUAUAGCUGUCAGCCCAGAUCUUGAAAUUCUUCGAGAUGGCAUCAUGCUUUUCAUUAAAGAGCAUGUUGUGAGAACUAACAAAGAACUGGCUAGUAAAUUCAAGAUCGCAAAGAAAGCUCUUAAGUAUGUACAACCUGUCCUCAUGUAAGUUUGAUUACAGUAUUAUAAUCAUUUAUGCCAAGCCUAAAUUUUGUAGUUCAAAUUUUGCCCAUUUAGUUGCCAAUUUCUUCCAGGAAGUUGUACUUUUCGCAGAAUUACCAGUAAUCACCAAUGGAUUACUUGUUGAUUU